AGUUCUUUUCUAUUCCUCCUGAUCUGUUUUGCAAUGUCUGGACGCGGCAAGCAGGGCGGCAAGGCUCGCGCCAAGGCCAAGACCCGCUCGUCCCGCGCCGGCCUGCAGUUCCCCGUGGGCCGCGUGCACCGGCUCCUCCGCAAGGGCAACUACUCGGAGCGGGUGGGCGCCGGCGCCCCGGUCUACCUGGCGGCAGUGCUGGAGUACCUGACGGCCGAGAUCCUGGAGCUGGCUGGCAACGCGGCCCGCGACAACAAGAAGACGCGCAUCAUCCCGCGCCACCUGCAGCUGGCCAUCCGCAACGACGAGGAGCUCAACAAGCUGCUGGGCCGCGUGACCAUCGCGCAGGGCGGCGUCCUGCCCAACAUCCAGGCGGUGCUGCUGCCCAAGAAGACCGAGAGCCACCACAAGGCCAAGGGAAAAUAAGAGCAGCUUUUCAUCACACUGAUUUUUACUGUAACAACAAAGGCUCUUUUCAGAGCCACCACUUUCUCUUGAAAAGAGCUUUCUGCUGGCUUUACUAGUCACUACAAUAUAGCGUUCCAGUUGCACUGUCCACAUUA
Molecule: messenger RNA, 563 nt
Organism: Peromyscus californicus insignis
Lineage: Eukaryota; Metazoa; Chordata; Mammalia; Rodentia; Cricetidae
Product: histone H2A type 1-B
Exons: 1
Coding region: 34-426 (130 amino acids)
Cellular component (GO): nucleosome
Molecular function (GO): protein heterodimerization activity; structural constituent of chromatin; DNA binding
Source: RefSeq, a predicted model, not a curated record